Molecule: messenger RNA, 5017 nt
Organism: Aethalodelphis obliquidens (Pacific white-sided dolphin)
Lineage: Eukaryota; Metazoa; Chordata; Mammalia; Artiodactyla; Delphinidae
Gene: SEC16B
Product: SEC16 homolog B, endoplasmic reticulum export factor
Exons: 29
Coding region: 454-3786 (1110 amino acids)
Biological process (GO): Golgi organization
Cellular component (GO): endoplasmic reticulum exit site; ER to Golgi transport vesicle membrane
Source: RefSeq, a predicted model, not a curated record
CCAGUAACCCGACCCUUUGUUCUGCGUUGCAGGAGGGCCGGGCAGGGCUGAGGCAGGCACUACCGCGCCGAGUUGAAGCAGCCCCUGGCCUUUGAGGAGGCAGUCCCCCGCCAUCUCCGGCCCCGCGAGGUCAGAGUUGAUGUCCAUUUCUGUGGGGUUAACUUUGCUGAUAUUUUGGCCUGUCGUGAUCAGUAUCAGGAAAUGCCCCAACUUCCUUUCACAUCUGGAAUGGAGUUUUCUGGGACAGUAUUGGAGACAGGCACAGAUGUCAGCACGGUGAAAGAGGCACUGUGGCAGAUUCCAGAAAGGGUCCCCCUCCGAGAAGCUGCUGCCCUGCCGGUAUCUUAUGGCACUGCUACUUUGGCCUUGGAGCGUCAGGCCCAUACCCAGCCUGGGAAGAUAAAAUAACUACACAACUGACUCAAAACACGAGAGAAAUUCAGAAGGUCAGGGAUGAAGCCUUGGGUUCCCCAGUGGCCGCCUCAGCCAGAGGGGAGGCCCCCAGCACCAUCAAGGGAUCCAGACCGAGGGCUUCAGAGAGAUAGAUACUAUCGGCCUAUUCGUCACUCUUGGCACAAUGGAGAGAGGGUCCAACAAGAACAAGACAUGGGCAGGAGCCCCCAACCACAGCAGGACCCUGAGGCAGACCACCAGCAGCCUCACUACGCGUCCAGGCCUGGGGAAUGGCAUCCGCCUGUGUCCAGGGAUGACUAUUAUAAAGGUGGUUAUCCCAGUCAGUUGUAUUCAAGGCCGGGCAUUGAGGAUCUCUAUCAAAGCUAUCACUCUCCAGCCCUAAGGGAAGAAUAUGCUUAUGGAAGUUAUUACUACCAUGGACACCCGCAGCAGCUGCAGGAAGAAGGAGUGGCAAGGCAAGGGAGUCCUUAUAUCUGGCAUGAAGAUUAUCGAGAUAAAAAGUACCUGAAUGAACACCAACAUGAAAACCAGAAUAGUCCGUUUGGAACAAAUAGUGAGACCCAGUUCCAAUCUAAGCGUUGGAACCCUUAUAAAGACAGUCCUGCUUCUAACUCUGGACAGGAGAGGCCUGGGGACUUAUUUGUGGAGAGUCCGCUAACUGGGGCCCAGAAAAACAAGCCAUCACUGACCGAGGAGUCCAACCUUCUCCGGCAGCACGAGUCUGGUCUCACCUCCAGCAGCUAUGAGCUCAGUCAGUACAUGACAGAUGCCUCUGAGCUGUACGAUCCCACGGCUGCAGCAGGUUGGAGUCCAGUUCAGGCUGAGGACAUCUCGGCAGCUGGUCCCAAGACACCCAUGAAGUUCUACAUCCCUCACGUGCCUGUGAGUUUUGGGCCAGGAGGUCAGCUGGUGUGUGUGGGUCCCAGAUCUCUCAGUGAUGGACAGACGGCCCUUGUUGAACUGCACAGCAUGGAGGUUAUUCUUAAUGAUUCUGAGGAACAAGAAAAGAUGAGGACUUUCUCAGGACCCCUGAUUAGGGAAGAUGUACACAAGGUGGACAUCGUGACGUUUUGCCAGCAGAAAGCAGCGCAGAGUCGCAAAUCUGAGACACCAGGGAGCAGAGACUCGGCUCUACUGUGGCAACUGUUGGUUCUCCUUUGUCGGCAGAACGGGUCCGUGGUGGGGUCUGACAUCGCGGAGCUGCUGGUGCAGGACUGCAAGAAGCUGGAGAAGUACAAGCGGCAGCCGCCUGUGGCCAACCUCAUCAACCUGACGGAUGAGGACUGGCCAGUACUGAGCUUGGGGACCCGGAACCUGCUCACUGGGGAGGUUCCCCCCAGCGUGGAGACGCCUGCGCAGAUCGUGGAGAAAUUCACUAAGUUGCUCUACUAUGGAAGGAAAAAGGAAGCCUUGGAGUGGGCCAUGAAGAACCAUUUGUGGGGUCAUGCUUUGUUCCUUGCCAGCAAGAUGGACCCAAGGACCUACAGCUGGGUCAUGAGUGGCUUCACCAGCACGCUGGCGCUCAACGACCCACUGCAGACCCUCUUCCAGCUCAUGUCGGGAAGGAUCCCACAGGCAGCCACGUGUUGUGGGGAUGAGCAGUGGGGAGACUGGAGGCCGCACUUGGCUGUGAUUCUGUCGAAUGAAGGUGGGGACCCGGAGCUGUAUCAGCGCACGAUUGUCACCAUGGGGGACACCCUGGCUGGGAAGGGGCUGGUGGAAGCAGCUCACUUCUGCUACCUCAUGGCUCACGUGCCCUUCGGCUCCUAUACCGUGAAGACAGACCACCUGGCCUUGCUGGGCAGUAGCCACAGUCAAGAGUUUUUGAAAUUUGCAACAACUGAGGCUAUCCAGAGGACGGAAAUCUUCGAGUACUGUCAGAUGCUGGGCCGCCCCAAAUCCUUCAUCCCUUCUUUCCAGGUGUAUAAGCUCCUUUAUGCUUCCCGUCUGGCAGAUUACGGCCUUGCAUCCCAGGCCUUGCAUUACUGCGAAGCCAUUGGCACAGCCCUCCUGAGCCAGGGAGAGAACAGUCACCCUGUGCUAUUAGUGGAACUCAUCAAGCUUGCAGAGAGACUGAAGCUGUCAGAUCCUCUGGUUUUAGAACGCCACCGCCGUCACCGAGGAGACAGGGACCUGGAGCCGGACUGGCUGGUACACCUUCGGGGGCAUCACAAGGAGCUGCAGCAAAAGGUAGCAGGAGACAUUGGGGAUCCUUGCUCUGCUCACUCGGAUAUUUUGGGAGCCAGAAAAACAACAGAUGACACUUUCUACCAGGAUCUUUCUGGACAUCAAGGCAACUCAGAAGCCCUUGGGGACCGCUCAGCCCUGUGGCCAACACUGGAGCCGAUGGGCCCGGCCCAGCCCAGCCCACAGCAGCCCUUUCCCCUCCAGCCCAGCUCCUACCCAGCAGGAGGAGGUUCCGGGCAGACGGGGGUCCCGGUGCCUCUUUACUCAGUUCCUGAGGCCCAUCUGCCAGGGACCGGUGGCAGCGUGGCAGUGACAGGGACUCCUGGAGGAAGGGCCUGGGAGGAAGCCCAGCAGAUGCACCCGCCCCCCGGAGAGAACACAGUGUCUCCAGAAACCUUCCAGCAUCCUGAUGGGCAGAAGGUUGUUUCCAAACCGCAGGUGCCACUGAUUCCCAGAGCACGAAGUAUUUCUGAGAGUUCCACUGUAUCAGUCAAGGAGGAUGACGGGGAGUCCUCCGAUGAGGCAGAGAAGAAAAAGUCUUCCGAAAACACCGCCCAGAGAGGAAAGCUCGGAGACGCGAAGGAGAAUACAAAGGGCUUGGGGUUUGGCUGGCUCAGCUGGUUUCGCCCGAAGCCCGCCGGCGACGCGCCCCCCUCUGGAGAUGAGGACGCAUCUGACAGUCCUGACUCUGAGAGGACCAGCAUAAAGAAAAUGGAACUUGGGGGAGAGAAGGCCAGCAUCUGGCCGCCAUGUGGGCCCUGCAGGAGUACAAGCAGGCAGCACCGGUUUAUUUACCGUCAGCGACACCUUCCUUUCUGCACUAAGCAGGAAGCCCCUCGAGCAUCUGCUUCUCCCGGGCCCAGCCCGGGCCUCUCCCCGACGCCGCCCCCAGCUCCCCAGUCUCUGCCGGACGCUGGCGCCUUCUCCAGGGACACAGGUGGCAGUGAAGCCCGAGGAUCAGCGUCCGGGGCGGGGAGAGCCGAGGGCACGGGGAACGGAGGCUUGUUGGGACCUCAGGGUGUUUCCUCUGGGCUCUACUUCAACCCUGGUGUUCUGCUUCCCCCACCCACCUUGAAAGGGGCUGUCCCUCUCUACAAUCCAUCCCAGGUCCCCCAGCUCUCCAUGGCUACCAGCCUGAACCGGCCAAAUCGCCUAGCUCAGCGCCGCUAUCCAACCCAGCAGUGACGAGAAGGACCACCCAUCCCAGGCUGGUCUCCCUGAAGCACAACUUUUGUGUUGUUCUCGUUUCUUAAUCUCCCAGCCCCUCUGCCACAUCAGGGCCCCCAAGAGGGUUGUGCUAGCCUGUUGCCUCCAUGGGACAUAGAGAACGCAAGGGGACAGGGUCUCCCAGGACAUAGCUCAGUUCAGUGUCUUAAGAUUAGCUUCAGAAUGAUGGUGCAGACGGCUUCAUCAGAUGGAAAAACUGGGCAUAACAGCAGACUGGAGGUGAGCAGAAUGCUGUGGCAGCAGCACUUAGAAUGUGGCUUGAGAUCCUCGGGAGAUUCAGGGCCUAAGAAUCCCACUGCUGGAAUCAGUGAUGACACCACUGGGCUCAGCAGCAGGAAAUGACUGGGGGAGAGGCACUCAGGGCAAUAUUCUAGACUAACUUGCACAGGCUCCGGACACGCAGGCUCAGCGGCCAUGGCUCACGGGCUCAGCUGCUCCGUGGCAUGUGGCAUCUUCCCGGACCGGGACACGAACCCGUGUCCCCUGCAUCGGCAGGUGGACUCUCAACCACUGCACCACCAGGGAAGCCCUAGACUAACUUUGACUUCUUCCUCAGCCUUAGUUGCAGACCAAUUCUUGGCUCUAGUUAGCAAAAGAGUUUUGAAUCUCGGAAAUUUAUCAUUGUUUCCCGUCAUCAUUCCCUCUUGGGUGACAUUUUGGCAGUUUCCCUCUUGGUUUUAGUUUUGUGCACAUUUUUUAUGUGGUUCAGAUUAAUUAUAUUUCUCUCACUUUCUUAGCUGGUCCUAUUUUUCCACAUUCUGGCAUCUGGCUAUCAAGUUAGAUUGCUGUAGGCAUCAUAUUGUCAUGGUAACUACUGAACCUAAUGAUGCAGAUGGAUGGAACAUCAGUGUAAUAAAGGAUGGAAAAUGUUCCCUAAAAAUUCACUCCUUCCAUAAGAGAGGAGGAAUGAGUGCCCGAGUUUGUUAAUACCUCCCUUCCUGCCUUGGGCCUUUGCAAAUGGAUGUUCGGAGGGUCAGAGGAGCCGGAGGGAGGAGGGGGACAUCUUGGAAAUUUCCAUUUCUCCUUUCAAACCCACAAUAGGAGUAACUCUUGCGUUUGUCAGAUUUGCUGAAAAUUAUUCCUCACAAAGAACAUUCUUUGUAUGUGUAAUUGUACAUACAGGUUUUGUACUUUAACGUAAUAUGGUUCUGAUGUUGAUAGCGAUUAAACCACAUAAUUUUAUAGCAGA